AUGGCUAUGGCAAAAGUAGGAAGCAGCUGUGGAGGAUGGGUCAAGGAUGUCGACGGUGAAAAGUUCCUGGGGCAAUGUGGCCCUGAAGAACACUGCCUUGACCGUAUAUGCCGUGCCAAGGUACGAAGAGGCGGUGACUGCUCGGAAGAAAACAUCUGUUUCUCCACGGACUAUUGCGAUGAAAAAAACGUCUGCCGUAAAAGAAAGGAGACGACCGGUCCAUGUGCCAGUGACGGUGAAUGCAAGGAUAACGUUUGCGUCAAGGGACGUUGUAAAGCCAAAGGCCAGGCUUGCGGGAGCGACGCGGACUGUAAGCACGGGAAGGUUUGCUUAUAUGCGACCAAUCGCGAUAUCAGUACCGUUAAGGGAAAUAUCCGAACUUGUCAGAAUUCGGUAAAUGGAAAUCUCGGCAUCAAAUGUUCCAGAAACAAGGACUGCACCAAGUGCCACGCAGGACAAACCUUGGCCCAGUUGGUUGCAGAAGCUAAGGAAAAGAGUCCUUCCCUAGCCAAAGACGUCAAGAAAAAUGCUUCGAAGCUUCUGGCUGAACAGCGACGAAGGCAAAGGAUGUGCACGAAAACUACAAAGUGCCAGUUCAAUGUUUGUGUGGAGCCCGAUUGGUUCCCCCGCGGGAAGGCUGAGACGGGCUUCUACUGCCGCAGAGAUGCUGACUGCGAGUCUGGGAACUGCGAGACUACGACUCAUGAUAAUGGAAAGCUCACCUUGAAAUACUGCGGGGGCCGCAAGACCUCCUCGUGA
Nannizzia gypsea CBS 118893 is the source of this 759-nucleotide messenger RNA. RefSeq lists its product as hypothetical. The coding region runs from base 1 to 759 and encodes 252 amino acids. Lineage: Eukaryota; Fungi; Ascomycota; Eurotiomycetes; Onygenales; Arthrodermataceae. The record is from RefSeq and is a predicted model, not a curated record. The transcript has a single exon.